Molecule: messenger RNA, 810 nt
Organism: Syzygium oleosum
Lineage: Eukaryota; Viridiplantae; Streptophyta; Magnoliopsida; Myrtales; Myrtaceae
Exons: 2
Coding region: 1-810 (269 amino acids)
Source: RefSeq, a predicted model, not a curated record
AUGAGUGCUCAGGACCCGGCCACGACCUUGAAAGGAAAGUCAAAGCAAAAUCCCCGAAUAGAGAGAAUUCUGCAGGCUCUUGCGACCGUAGGAGAUUUGCUGGGACAACAAGUUCAGCAACGGUUGCCUAAUGCUGAGAAUGCAGCGGCAAAUGGAAAUGGGAAUGGAGAUCCCGAAGAGGCGGAAUCCUGGAUAGACGAGAUACAUAAAGCAUUUGAACUUCUGAGAUGUUCUGAAGAAGAAAAGGUGAUCUUGGCGACAUAUCAAUUGCAGGUUAACACCAAUCAUUGGUGGAAGGCGACGAAAGAAAUCGUGUUCCCAAGAAAUAUGGCUGUCAACUGGAAUGCCUUCGUCGAGGCAUUCAACGAAAAGUAUUUCUCCGAGUGUGCCCGUGACCAAAAAGUGAAGGAAUUCUUACAAUUCCAGCAGAACAACUUGACGGUGAACCAGUUUGAGGCAAAGUUCGCGCAAUUAUCAAGGUACGCCCCUAGACUUAUUGAAAAUCCAAUCGACAGGGCAAAGCGAUUCCGUGAUGGUCUCAAGCCUGACAUCCGGAGUCAGCUAGUACCAUUGAACCUGAAAGAUUAUAAUGAGUUAUAUGAACGAGCUCAACUGAUCGAAAAGGAUUCGCUGGAAAGGGCAAUGUCAGCAAGGCCCUAUUAUUUUGCUCCUCAGGCAACUCAACGCUCUGGCAAGAGAUCUUUCGUGAAAGGAAAGCGUCCCUUCGCCCCCAACAAAAAGCAAAGUUUCCCGAAGGUGACUAUUGUUUCUAGUGACACCCGUUCGUGUGUCCGGCCAAAAUUGAAAUGA